This is a messenger RNA of Chaetomium strumarium, 4546 nucleotides long. RefSeq names its product WD40-repeat-containing domain protein. The record is from RefSeq and is a predicted model, not a curated record. The coding region runs from base 279 to 4436 and encodes 1385 amino acids. The transcript has 3 exons. Lineage: Eukaryota; Fungi; Ascomycota; Sordariomycetes; Sordariales; Chaetomiaceae. Gene Ontology annotation, molecular function: protein binding.
GCGUUCAGUCAAGAGGCUCUAUCACGAUAUCGUAAUCCCGCUGGGCAAGGGCCACAGGGUUGAGGAACUGAUGCAGGACAUCUUGGGUGACGUGAAAAAUCUGGCGGCUAAUCAGGUGUUCCAGUUGGCGGCGCAAGUUGACGUGUUGCAACGGGCGAUAGAUGAGCUGGCAGAAGUAGAGCCGUCCGUGCCAGACCGCAAGCUGCAGUCUGGUCAGGGUAGUCACUACAAUGUCAAUGAGGGUUCCGGAACCUUCAACGCGUUGACCGCCUACGGAGAUGGGGACAAUGUCUCAGUCGCUGCCGGAGGCACCUUCAAUAAGGCAGAGGAAAUCAAUUCGACGAAGUGAUCUUCGAGCUGCACUCCUCUCAAAAAUCGGGCCACCACCGAACAAAGGGCGUAUCGCCGAGGGCACUUGCGAAUGGAUCAAAGGCGACAAGCAAUUCCGAAACUGGCUUACGAGCCAAGGCCAGCACCUCUUGUGGAUAAGCGGCGGACCUGGGAAGGGCAAGACGUUCCUCUCCACCUACAUUGUUCAUGAAUUGACGAAGAAAAGAGAGGGCGCAUUGAUUCUGAAGUUCUUCUGCAACAGCAGGGACGGCCGACGUAACACCGCACAAGUCGUUCUCUUGUCCUUUCUCCAUCAGCUUCUGGAAGAUCGCCACGAUGACAAGUCCCUCCAUGAGGAGGUCCAGGCUCGAUUCCAGGAUCCUCAUACCGACCUGUCCGCUAAUAUUCCUCGCGAAGAUCUCUGGGAAAUCUUUGAGAAGGGAGCAGGCCGACCGAAGGGGAAAUUCCAGCGGCAGAUCUAUUUAGUGUUGGACGGCCUUGACGAGUGCGAAUUCGAGUCGAGAGAACAUCUUACCGAGAAGUUGCGAGCGACGUGCUCCGCCCAGGGCGCCACCCUAAACUUCAAGACGAUAAUCACCACUCGCCCGUCAACGGUGGACGCCGGCACUGACCUCAAGAUAAAUCUAGACGAUCGGGAACACCAAAGACAGACGCUGGACGACAUCCGCACAUUCAUUCGCUCGGAGGCCAAAGACCGGAUUCAGGAAGGCGAAGCCUUUGAGUCAUUCGUGAACGUCUUGGCCACACGGGCAAACGGAACAUUCCUCUGGGUCGCUUUGGCAAUGCGGAUGUUGAAAGACGACGGCGCGGCCCUGGAAGCGGUUGUGGAUGGUCGGGAUGCGGACAUCCUCGACACACUGCUGCCGACUGGGCUGCAUUCUAUUUACAACCGCAUGCUUCUCGAAGCUCUUCAAGGCAAACGUCGACGAGGCGAUGGUUUCAGGCCGGAGGAUGCAGCAAGGCUUAUUCACUGCGUAUGCGUCGCCUUUGAGCCAUUAACGCAGACGGAACUAGCGGCUGCAACAGGAAUCUGCCCGACUGCUGUGUCCGCACACCUGCACAACUGCAGAUACAUGCUCUCGGAACUGGACGACGGCACCUCAGACACAAAAACCCGGCGGUUGCAACUGGUUCAUAUGUCGCUCAAGGAAUACCUCCAGCAUACCCAAUUCGUUAUGCUUCCAGCGCCAAUAGGCCGGGCUCUCUGGCCAGGCCUCGCAUUUACCUUGACGUCUAUCCGAAGACGGGGCUUUCAAUUUGACUUUCUGGAUCAUAUCCUAUUUGCGGCCUUCCUCAUACAUGCGCGGAACCUCUUUCUGCGGCACCAAGCUGCCGUCGCUUUAGCGAUCUUGAUCUAUUUCGCUGUUCUACGCGGGCGAAGGCAGUCGCUGCUUCUGCUCUGGCUUCUGAAGCUAUCCGACCUCUUUCUGGAGCACUGCAUCUUUGCCAUCUUUGCCAUCCAUGAAGGGAAAGUUCACACAGCGUUGUUUAUGAGAUGCCUUGCACUUAUGCAGGCUUACCUAAAGAAGGAUAUGUGCAACCUCUCACAUCCAGGAGCACUCGCCUCCGAGGUGGUGAAAAGAAAAUUGGAGAGCUCCUUUCCUCCAGGCCUCCGUUAUGCAUGCAUCUACUGGGCGACACACUUUCAAGAGGGUGAAAUGACCUUAAAGGACGGAAAACAAUUGUCUAUGGAUAUCAGCGGCUUUUUUGAGGAUCAUUUCCUUCACUGGAUUGAGAGUCUCGCUCUCCUAGGAAAACUCUCAGACGGGGUAAUAUCGAUAAGAAAGCUACUCCAAGUUGUCCAGGAAUCGGCUGCAAGUCCUCAGCUUGCUAGAUUCUUGGAAGAUGCCGAGAAGUUUGUCCGUAGCCACGGAUCGAUUAUAGGACGGACUCCCUUACAGUCGUAUGGCUCUGCACUCGUGUUCAGUCCUAAGAUAAGCGAGGUUAGGAACAUGCAGUGGAAAGAGAGGCUGUCAUUUAUCAGGGAGGUCGCGGGAAUUAAGAACCACUGGGGCGCGCACUGGCAGACGCUCGAGGGCCACAGCGGUCCCGUUAGCGCCGUGGCAUUUUUGCAGGACGGCAAAACGCUGGCGUCGGCUUCUGUCGAUGACACAGUACGGCUCUGGGACACCGGCACAGGUGCGCACCGGCAGACACUCAAGGGGCACAGUGGUCCUGUUGGUGCCGUGGCCUUGUCGCCGGACGGCAGAAUGCUGGCGUCUGCUUCGUCCGAUAAAACAGUGCGGCUCUGGGACGCUGGCACGGGCGCGUACCGGCAAACGCUCAACGGACAUAGUGGUCCCGUUCACGCCGUGGCCUUCUCGCCGGCGGGCAAGACGCUGGCGUCGGCUUCGGACGAUCGAACGGUACGGUUCUGGGACGCCGGUACGGGCGUGCACCGGCAGACGCUCAACGGCCAUAGAGGACCUAUCUGCGCCAUAGUCUUCUCGCGGGACGGCAAGACGCUGGCGUCGGCUUCGUACGAUGGAACAGUACAGCUCUGGGAUGCCAGCACAGGUGCGCAUCGGCAGUCACUUGAGGGGCAUAGCGGCUCUAUUAGAGCUAUGGCCUUGUCGCGGGACGACAAGACGCUAGCGUCGGCGGCGGACGACAGCACAGUACGGCUCUGGGACGCCAGCACAGGGGCGCUCCGGCAGACACUCAAGCGGCAUAGAGAAACCGUCAACGCCGUGGCCUUCUCGCCGGAUGGCAAGACGCUGGCGUCGGCUUCGCACGAUGGAACAGUACGGCUUUGGGACGCUGGCACGGGUGCGCACCGGCAGAAGCUCAAGGGGCAUAUAGGAAUCGUCUGGGCCGUGGCAUUCUCGCCGGAUGGUAAGUUGCUGGCGUCGGCUGCGAGCAAUGGCACAGUGCGACUUUGGGACGCCAGCACAGGCGCACACCGACAAAUGUUCAAGGGACAUAGUGAUUCAGUCUGGGCCGUAGCCUUCUCGCCGGACAGCAAGACGCUGGCGUCGGCGUCGGUCGAUGAAACAGUGCGACUCUGGGACGCCGGCGCAGGUGCGCACCGGCAGACGCUCGAGGGGCAUAGCGGUUCUAUAAGAGCCGUGGUCUUGUCACCGGACGGUAAGAUGCUGGCGUCGGCUUCUGUCGAUGGAACAGUGCGGCUCUGGGACGCUGGUACAGGCGCGCACCGGCAGACGCUGGAAGGACAUAGAGGUGCCGCUAGUACUGUGGCCUUCUCGCGGGACGGCAAGACAUUGGUGUCUUCGGACGAUCGAACAGUACGGCUCUGGGACGCUGGCACAGGCGCGCACCAGCAGACGCUCGAGGGGCAUAGAGAAUUCGUCAGCGCUGUAUCCUUCUCGCCAAGUGACAAGACGCUGGCGUCGGCUUCGUACGAUAAAACAGUGCAGCUCUGGGACGCCGGCACAGGUACACACCGUCAGACGCUCAAGGGGCAUAGCGACUCUGUUACGGCUGUGGUCUUCUCGCCGGACAGCAAGACACUGGCGUCCGCUUCGGAGGACCGCACAGUGCGGCUCUGGGACGCUGGCACAGGUACGUACCAGCAGACGCUUAAGGGGCACAGCGACUCUGUUAUUGCUGUGGUCUUCUCGCCGGACAGCAAGACGCUGGCGUCCGCUUCGGACGAUGGAACAGUGCGGCUCUGGGACGCUGGCACAGGUACGCACCGGCAGACGCUUAAGGGGCACAGCUACUCUGUUACGGCUGUGGUCUUCUCGCCGGACAGCAAGACGCUGGCGUCGGCUUCUGUCGAUGGAACAGUGCGGCUCUGGGACGCUGACCUGGGCGCACACCGGCAGACGCUCGAUAUCAAUCAAAUCCCUACAAGCCUAACAUUCUCAGAAGAUGGCCAGUAUCUGAAGACGGACUAUGGAUCUCUUAGACUCUCGUCAGCAUCCACCCCAGGCCAAUAUCCUGACAAGAGCGUUUCAGAUCAUGCUUUAUAUGUCGAUAAGGAGUGGAUAACCGUUGACGGGAAGAAUCUCCUAUGGCUUCCCAAAGAUUAUAGACCUACAUGCGCAUGUCAGCAUGGGAGUACCUUGGUCUUAGGUCAUGAGUCUGGCGGAUUGACAUUCUUACACUUCGAAUUUUCAUAACUAGAAUAUUGAAUAACUAGCGAAGUUAAGUGAACUGGUCAAUAUGUUUGUGCCACGAUGCGAAAGGCUUCUGUGAUGACUAGGGCCCCGACCGUCUGCGCCCUGUUCAG